AUGGCGGAAUCCAUUUCAACAGCUUAUACAUUUUCACCCAAACACACUCCACGCAGGAGCACAUUACCAGUUACUCCGGAACAACCAAAGAACAAACAAACCCAGAAAAGUUUCCUCAAUAAUGUUGUUGUUCUUCCACCUUACUGUCAAAAGAUUAUCGCAGAGCUUCUUGGGACGUAUAUCUUGAUAUUUGCAGGGUGUGGAUCUGCACUUGUUGAUAGAGAUCGAUCUUUAACAAUUUUGGGGAUUGCUAUGGUGUGGGGUUUAUCUUUAAUGGCUCUGAUAUAUACACUUGGGUAUAUUUCUGGUGCUCAUUUCAAUCCUGCUGUGUCUAUCGCUUUUGCGAUUACAGGAAGAUUGCCUCUGAUAUAUUUGCCGAUGUAUGUGGUGUCUCAACUUUUAGGUUCUGUGGUUGCAUGUCUCACUUUGAAAAUUCUGUUCAAUCAUCAAAACGACACUCUGCCGACUUUAACUCGGUAUUCAAAUCCCACAACUGAUUUAGAAGCUUUCUUGUGGGAAUUCAUCAUCACUUUUGUGUUGAUGUUCGCCAUUAAUGGUGCUGCAACUGAUGAUCGAUCAAGCAAGGAGCUUGCAGGGGUUGCGAUUGGAGGAACACUGAUGUUCAAUGUCAUAAUUGCAGGGCCAAUCACAGGAGCUUCCAUGAACCCUGCAAGAAGCAUAGGGCCCGCUGUCGUAGCCAACGAAUACAAAAACCUGUGGAUUUACAUUAUUGCCCCUAUCCUAGGAUCCAUAACUGCAACCAUCAUAUACACUCUUCUCCGACAACCAAAUCAAGAAAAUCAAGACAUCGAAGUCGAAAGCACCAAGAACAUUUACAACAAUAUUUAUUCACAAUCCAUGGUGUAA
This is a messenger RNA of Lactuca virosa, 867 nucleotides long. The record is from the annotation of a GenBank genome assembly. NCBI's taxonomy places the organism in Eukaryota, Viridiplantae, Streptophyta, Magnoliopsida, Asterales, Asteraceae.